AUGUCUGCAGACGCAUCUACAGCCGUGACCGUGACCGUGUACACGCAACCUCCGGAAGACUUAAUCAGCCUCUUACAAACGCAUCACCGCCCAUAUGCACUACCACUGCUCCGACGUCUGCGUUUCACGCGCUCCCCGGGCGGUAUCACGGAGCACACACGCAUCCUAUUCGCCUCAGCACCGGGCCUCUCGCCCCGCGACCACGCCCAAGACACCCCCUUCGCAGCCGCGUACCUAGACCUCUCGCGCGGCCCCGAGACCGAGAUCUGGCUAUACUCGUCUCUAGAGCGGCGGCCCGGGACUCUCGUGUCCGCAGCUUCCGGCGCGGGGGAAAGCGCCGAGGAGUUCGCGGCAGGGUGCGCGCACUCCAUCCUGCGCGAGGCCAAGACCAUCCGCGAGGCGUUCUACGCCCCGGGGACGGACCACGCUGCGGUGCAGAGACAGGACGGGCUGGAUCUGCAUCCGGCUAGGGUGCUCGCGGGGACGCUGAGCGAGACCACGAGGCUGGCGUUGCUGAAUCGAGGGGUUGUGUUUAGCUACGUGGCCGUGUUCGACAAGUGGAUGUUUAGCCUGGCCGGGCUGCCCGAGGUGCCGAGUCCGCUGGCCGAGGGGAUGGAGUGGAGGCCGGUUGGGAGGGAGGAUAUCCCGCUUAUGCUGUCGCGGACUAAUAUUCCGCGGAAAGAGAGAACUAUUAUCCUACUGCCCAGCAUGGCUGUCUAUAAAAGCGACGGCACGCCUAUCGCUUGGGUCCUACUAGGACCCGAUUCUUCGCUGAGCAACCUGCACUGCGAGGAGGAGUGGCGCGGUAAAGGCUUUGCUAAGGCGGCGGCUGUUAAGAUUCUGCGCGAGCGCUUGAGGGAGUAUGAUGAUGAUGAGCAUUGCUGGGCGGAUGUGGCUCCGGAUAACCCAAAGAGUCAAAGGGUUUGCAAGAGUUUGGGCGGAAAGGUGGCAUGGUCGGUCUCAUGGAGCGGAAUAGACCUGGACAGAAGCUUUCCAGAUCAAUAG
Molecule: messenger RNA, 1005 nt
Organism: Daldinia childiae
Lineage: Eukaryota; Fungi; Ascomycota; Sordariomycetes; Xylariales; Hypoxylaceae
Product: putative gnat family protein
Exons: 3
Coding region: 1-1005 (334 amino acids)
Molecular function (GO): acyltransferase activity, transferring groups other than amino-acyl groups
Source: RefSeq, a predicted model, not a curated record